CGCGGACCCCGACGACGCCCCCUCCUCGGAGACCGCGCGCUCGGAGCCUCCCUCGAGGGUCGGGAGCGGCGCCCCGCGACUGCCCUGCAGGACUCCCCUCUGCUGGGACCUUUAGCGGCCCCUCCAACCUGAAAGCUCGCUCACUGACGCCAUGCGGUGGGCUCCGAUGCCCCUGUCUACACCGCCACCUCUGCUGCCUCCGCUGCUGCUGCUGGUGCUGGGGUGCGGGCCGAGGGCGGCCGCCGGUGGCGGCGCCGUAGGAGCAGCGGGCUACGCACCAGUGAAGUACGUGCAGCCCAUGCACAAGGGACCUGUGGGGCCGCCCUUCCGCGAGGGCAAGGGCCAGUACCUGGAAAUGCCUCUCCCGCUGCUGCCAAUGGAUCUCAAAGGAGAGCCCGGACCCCCUGGGAAACCUGGGCCUCGGGGCCCCCCCGGCCCUCCUGGCUUCCCAGGAAAACCAGGCACUGGAAAGCCAGGAUUACAUGGGCAGCCUGGCCCGGCCGGCCCCCCUGGCUUCUCCCGGAUGGGCAAGGCUGGUCCCCCAGGGCUCCCGGGCAAGGUUGGACCACCUGGGCAACCCGGGCUUCGUGGGGAGCCAGGGAUACGAGGGGACCAGGGCCUCCGGGGGCCUCCCGGGCCCCCUGGACUCCCUGGGCCCUCAGGCAUUGCUGUCCCUGGGAAACCAGGCCCCCAGGGGGUGCCCGGGCCACCAGGAUUUGGGGGGGAGCCAGGGCCUCAGGGGGAACCUGGGCCCCCCGGUGAUCGAGGCCUCAAGGGGGAUAAUGGGGUGGGUCAGCCAGGGCUGCCUGGAGCCCCAGGACAAGGGGGUGCCCCUGGACCCCCCGGCCUGCCUGGUCCAGCUGGCUUGGGCAAACCAGGUUUGGAUGGGCUUCCUGGGGCCCCUGGAGAUAAGGGUGAGUCUGGCCCUCCCGGGGUGCCAGGACCCAGGGGGGAGCCAGGGGAAGUCGGCCCAAAGGGGCCCCCUGGGAUCGAUGGUGUGGGGAUCCCGGGGUCAGCAGGAGUGCCAGGGCCACAGGGCCCAGCAGGGGCCAAAGGAGAACCAGGGACCCGAGGCCCCCCUGGUCUCAUAGGCCCCACUGGCUACGGGAUGCCAGGACUGCCAGGCCCCAAGGGAGACAAGGGCCAAGCUGGGGUUCCAGGGCUCUUGGGAGACAGGGGCGAGCCAGGUGAGGACGGAGAGCCAGGGGAACAGGGCCCACAGGGCCUCGGGGGCCCUCCUGGACCUCCAGGCUCGGCAGGGCUCCCCGGAAGACGUGGGCCCCCUGGGCCUAAGGGGGAGGUAGGGCCCGGAGGACCCCCAGGAAUGCCUGGCAUUCGGGGUGACCAGGGGCCUAGUGGCUUGGCUGGGAAACCUGGACUCCCAGGAGAGAGGGGGCUUCCAGGGGCCCAUGGACCCCCUGGACCAACUGGGCCCAAGGGCGAACAGGGUUUCACGGGGCGCCCCGGGGGACCAGGGGUGGCAGGAGCCCUAGGACAGAAGGGUGACUUGGGGCUCCCUGGACAGCCCGGCCUGCGGGGUCCCUCAGGAAUCCCAGGACUCCAGGGUCCAGCUGGCCCUGUCGGGCCACAGGGUCUGCCAGGCCUGAAGGGCGAACCAGGCCUUCCAGGGCCCCCUGGAGAGGGGAAAGUGGGGGAACCUGGCGUAGCUGGGCCUACAGGGCCACCUGGAGUUCCCGGUUCCCCAGGACUCACAGGUCCUCCUGGGCCUCCUGGGCCCCCUGGCCCCCCUGGCGCCCCUGGGGCCUUCGAUGAGACUGGCAUCGCCGGCCUGCACCUGCCCGACGGUGGAGUGGAAGGCGCCGUGCUGGGCAAGGGCGGCAAGCUGCAGUUCGGGCUGGGCGAGCUGUCGGCCCACGCCACUCCCGCCUUCACCGCUGUGCUCACCUCGCCCUUUCCUGCCUCCGGCAUGCCUGUAAAAUUCGACCGGACUCUCUACAACGGCCACAGUGGCUACAACCCUGCCACGGGCAUCUUCACCUGCCCCGUGGGCGGGGUCUACUACUUUGCUUACCACGUGCACGUCAAGGGCACCAAUGUGUGGGUGGCCCUGUACAAGAACAACGUGCCAGCCACCUACACCUAUGACGAGUACAAGAAAGGCUACCUGGACCAGGCGUCGGGCGGGGCUGUGCUCCAGCUGCGGCCCAACGACCAGGUCUGGGUGCAGAUGCCCUCGGACCAGGCCAACGGCCUCUACUCCACUGAGUACAUCCACUCCUCCUUUUCAGGGUUUUUGCUGUGCCCCACAUAACCCGUGGGGCGCUGCUGCCCUGGCCGCCUCCUCUUUAGUGGUAGAGAGAACUUCUCAGUUACAAAGAAUCUGCAUUUAAAGAAAAAAACCAAAGGCUGGACAGAGGUGGGAACAGAGGGGGCCUGGCCCGAAGAGACUGACUUCGCUUCUCCCUCCAUGCAGGCUGAGGCUGUUUCUGGAAGAGGCUGGCCUGAGUCCCUCCUUGCCCGACUGUCUGUGCGGUGUUGGGGUUGUGACCCCCUGGCUGCAGGCAGGGCCCCGGCACACUCAGUCCAGCUGUUGGGGGUCCCUGACUCCUGAGUCCCGGGCUCUGCUGGGUGGUGCAAGACGCUGCUUCUCUGUGAGUCAGAGCUGAAAGAGGACUGAGCUUCCCCUUCCAUCCCCUUGGGUGGUGGGGGGCACAUAUUAGCAAACCCCUCCCUCCUGCUGCCCUCAGAUGGCACCCGCUUAGGGAACGGGGCAUAGCCUCCCGGUUUGUGGCUGGGGCUCUUCCAGCCACAUGCUGGUGGGUCCCGGGAAGAGCUUCCCUCCCGGGAAAGGGAGAGGAGGGGGCCAGUGUGGACACCCUGCCAUGACAGCCGUCCCAGGCGUGCUGCUGUGGCACCAGGCACGCAGAGGUGCGUGUUCCCUUCUGCAGCCCUCCAGUGCAGCCACGGGGGAUGGGGUUUGUGCGGGCCGGGGCAGGACAGCAGGUCUUCACAGGCAUCUCAUCUCCUAGGCUGCCCCCACCAGCUCCGGCUUUGCUCAUGCAGAGGGCUGCUGCCCAGGCCCCUGGACAGGGGCACAGGCAGGGUCCACUGUCAGUGAGUGGGAGUAUUCCGCCCUUCUUCUCUUUUUGCUCCCUGGGAGGAGGGCUGACUUUCUCACACAAAAUUGUAAGGGAUCCUUGCCACCCCCAACCCAGGUGACCCCAAGCGGGCCUUUUGUUUGGCCCGCAGAACCAGGUGCGCACGAGCUUGGGGGCAGAGGCUCUGCUUGCUCUUCCUUAAUAAGAACCACAUGUACGUGUCUACUGAAGGGGUUAACUGGAGGGGCUUCCUCUCCCCCUGCCUCUGGUUCCGAUUUCCUGCUCUAAGCAGGAUUAGGGCCCGGGAGGCCAAGGCUUUGGGGGAACGGGCGCCAGUAGGCCCCUGUGGAACGAACUGGCUCUGGGUGUUUCGGCAGUUCCCCCGGUCAGAGCUCCCCUCCAAGAGACAGGCAGGACCCCCUCCCCUCUCCUCAGCCCCCAGUCCAAGCUGAGUGGGUAAAGCCAAGGUUAGUGUUGGGGCAGGGAUGGUGGGCACUCUUGCUCACGCAAGGAUGGCCACUCUCCCAGCGGCGGGGGCCUCCCCAGGCCGGCAGGCCUCCCCGGGCCAAACGCGAGCCCGGGUCAGUCAGCGUGACCUGCCGCACUGCUCCCGUUCCGCCCGGCCAGACCGUCCCUGUAGAGAAUGGAGGGUAACGGCUGACUUCUGGCCCGCUGAACAGCAGCUCCCACGGGCCCCUUGCCAGUCCUCCUCCCCACGACGUCUCCCAGCGGAGCAGGCCGACCCACUACUCAGGCUAACUUUCAAAAGGAGAAAUGAAAACCCAAAUCUGCCCAAGUGACACUUUAAGAACAGGUUUUGGUUGGGGUUCACGGGGGAUUUCUUACUCCCGAACACCUGAGAGAACUAUCUCAAACCAUACCUGGUGGGCCCUUUGCUCGGCCCCCUUCCUGGGUCAAAGCCACCGCCGUCUUGACCUGUUAGGGAGGGGCUCUGAUGGGCCGAAAUUCAUCCGCUCCCGGUGGGAACCCGGGGACUAAGGAGGGUUUAGGGGAGCCAAAAAAGCUAUUUCACAAAACUGAGUUUCUGCUCAGUCACUCCUGACGCUUUUGAGAGGGGUGGUUGGUGCUUCUGAAAUGUUAUGUUCCAGGUGUUGUCUACUUAAUUGGCCAGCUUGGUUAAGUGAUGUCAGGUUUUAACAAUGAAAACUACAUUACCUUGUG
Artibeus jamaicensis (Jamaican fruit-eating bat) is the source of this 4241-nucleotide messenger RNA. RefSeq names its product collagen type VIII alpha 2 chain (gene COL8A2). The transcript has 4 exons. The coding region runs from base 152 to 2272 and encodes 706 amino acids. The record is from RefSeq and is a predicted model, not a curated record. Gene Ontology annotation, molecular function: protein binding. Lineage: Eukaryota; Metazoa; Chordata; Mammalia; Chiroptera; Phyllostomidae.